This is a messenger RNA of Salpingoeca rosetta, 1470 nucleotides long. RefSeq lists its product as uncharacterized. Gene Ontology annotation, cellular component: U2-type spliceosomal complex; U2 snRNP. The transcript has 9 exons. Gene Ontology annotation, biological process: mRNA splicing, via spliceosome. Bases 38 to 1294 code for a protein of 418 amino acids. Lineage: Eukaryota; Choanoflagellata; Craspedida; Salpingoecidae. The record is from RefSeq and is a predicted model, not a curated record. Gene Ontology annotation, molecular function: RNA binding.
CGAACGCACACACACAAAGCAGACCAAGACUCGCAAGAUGAGCGGCAGUGAGCAGGAGGAUGUUGGGCUGGGUGGCGAGCAGCCACGGAAGGUGGCAAAGGUGCAGGCGGAAGGAGGAGAGGACGAGACGACAAAGAAGGUGGAGGCUGUGGGCAGCGUAGGCGAAGGAAAGGAAGGACCAGCAGCAGACACACAGGGGGAGAAGAAUGGCGAGGAAGAUGCGGAUGAGGAUGAGGCGGCAAGGAAGGAGCGGCAGAGAAAGCGGCAGGCAGAGCGCAUGGCACGCAACGCAGAGCUGGCGCAGCAGGCCAUCCUUCAGGCACAGCAGCUGGCAGCCCGUCAAGCACAAGCCUCUGCACAGCAAUCAGCGUCGUCGGCGUCCAUGACAGCCACGGCGCCUCAGCUCGCAGUGAAACGGGCACCGGCAGCAGCAGCAGCAGCAGCAGACACAUCGUCAUCGUCAUCCUCGUCAUCGUCACAGCAGCAAGAUGACGCGGGGGACAGCGAUGAGUUCUUCAUCCCAGACCCCAAGAAGAACCCACACGUCUACGUCACAGGCCUACCUCUGGACACGGACGAGGUUGAGUUCUACGAGUUUAUGAAGAAGUGCGGCGUUAUGGCAGAGGACGAAGAAGGUGCCCCGAAGAUCCAGCUGUACCGCGAUGAGAACGGCAACGUGAAAGGGGACGGAAAAUGCACGUAUCUGCGGGUGGAGAGCGUAACGCUGGCGCUGCAGCUGCUGGAUGGAACAGACUACCGCGACGGCAACAUUGUCCACCUUGAGCGGGCCAAGUUCCGGAAGCGAGACAUUGAGCGGAAGAAGAAGAUGCAGAAGGAGAAAGACGGAAGCGAUAGCAAAGGUGGCGGGAAGAAGGCGAAAGUCAACAAGAAGACCCUCUCCCACAAGCUGCUUGGCUGGCAUGACACGGAUCUCAAGCGGAAAAAGGCAGUGGGGGUGCUGAUCCUGCGGCACAUGUUCCAUCCGUCGGAGUUCACCGAGGACCCAAUGCUGCUCGUCGAGCUCAAGAGGGACAUUGAGAAGGAGUGCAAGAAGUUUGGGCCGAUCAAGAAGCUGGAAAUCUUUGACCGCAACCCCGAGGGCGUGGUGAUGGUGCGGUACCAGGACGAGGCGGCGCUCGGGCCGGCGAUUGCGACGCUCAACGGGCGGUGGUUUGGCGGGCAGCAGAUUGUGGCCGAGCCCUGGGACGGGCGAGAGAAGUUCAAGGUCGAGGAGACGGAGGAGGAGAAAGAGCAGCGCCUGAAGCAGUGGGAGGAAUAUCUGGGCAAGGAGUGACGAUGAUGAUGAUGAUUGAUGAUGGUGGUGUGAGGUGGCAUACACAUGUGUACAUGUGCAUGUACGUGUGCGUGUGCAAGUUCGUUCGUAUGUGCCUUCACUCCACAAGCACUUGUCCCACAAAGUAAUGAACACCGAUACAAGCCAACCGCAACACGGAAGGAAGCGUAUCAAAU